Molecule: messenger RNA, 414 nt
Organism: Rodentolepis nana
Lineage: Eukaryota; Metazoa; Platyhelminthes; Cestoda; Cyclophyllidea; Hymenolepididae
Source: the annotation of a GenBank genome assembly
AUGAUGUUAAAUAAAACUGUGAAGGAAAAGACGAAACCAAAACGCCAAGCACAAGCACACAAACCUAUUCUUAUCCAAAAAGGCACUCCUCUGCCCAACAAUGGAACAUGCAAACACUAUGGCAAGAGUUACCGUUGGCUGAAAUUCCCCUGUUGCCAACGCGCCUUUCCCUGUGACACCUGUCAUGACAUAGAAGUGGCUGGUACUCAUGAAACUCUACGUGCCAAUCGUACAAUCUGCGGUUUCUGCUCCACCGAGCAACCCUGUCAAAGUGGUUCUGGGGGAGUUGUUUGUGUGUCCUGUGGAAAGAGUAUGAUCGCUUCAUCCUCAGGUAGUCACUGGGAAGGCGGACGGGGAUGUCGUGAUCCGAUCAAAAUGUCGCGAAAAGAUAACCGCAAACGUCGUUUAAAAUAA